Molecule: messenger RNA, 2247 nt
Organism: Tetrahymena thermophila SB210
Lineage: Eukaryota; Ciliophora; Oligohymenophorea; Hymenostomatida; Tetrahymenidae
Product: tetratricopeptide repeat protein
Exons: 5
Molecular function (GO): protein binding
Source: RefSeq, a predicted model, not a curated record
AUGGAUUAUAAUCCACCUUUACACAAUGCAGUUAUUUUAAAAGAAGCUGAGGAAAAGCGCUUGGAUGAACUUUUUAAUUAAUUUGCCAAAUAAGAUUAGUAUGGCCAUUUAUUGAAGUUUUCUGAGCUUUUUCAACUCGCUUUAGAUAGAAAUAUUAUAGGGACAAAAGUUUCAUUUUCAGUUUUAUAUGACCUGUUUUUAGAUUGUGUAGAUGAAAACUAACAACAAUAGCAAGAAGAAGAAAACCAAUAAAAUAUUAAAAAGCCUGGCGCCAACAAGCCCUAAGAUAAGAAUUAACAUAAGAACUAAGAAAUUGGGAUAAACAAGGCAUAGUUCAACUUCUUACUUUUUUAAUUAUCUCGUAUAAUGUACCCUACUGAAAGAAGUCAUUUUGAGAGGAUGUUUUAAGAAAUUCUAUCAGAAAAAACAGUUGUUAAUAAAGGUAGUAUAGAAAUACUUCGUUGUCCUUUAUUUGAUGACACAACAAAAAAACUACUUUUAGAAACUACUAUUUAAGUAUUAUGCGAAUAUGAAGAAGAAUUAAGAAAUUGUUAUGUUUCAUAUAUUUCAGAAAACUAUUUCCAACAGAAAUUACUUUUAACAUGGAACGAAAUAGCUCUUCAAAGAAAGAAAAUGACUACUUUUGCAUUUUUAAUGUUUUUGAAAGAAAGUCAUGUUAUUCCUAAUGUUUUGAGUGUUGAAAAUGUUAAUGAUAGCAUGAUGAAAAUAAUACCAGCAGUUAGCGGAAAGGAAAUUGAAUUUUAUCACAAGCAUUAUGUGGUAUAAAUAUAUGAAAAGCAAAUUCCAGAAGGAGUUGAGAAACCUGUUGAGCACGAUCCUAGAUUAGAAUUCCAUGAAUUUUAGUUGUGCUUAGCCAGAAUAGCUUACGAAAUGCAUCCUAAAGAUUAAGAAAAGAAUAUGAAGGUUAUUAUGGAAAAGUUUUUUGGAGAUAUAAUUGGAAUACGUAAAAAUGAUAGAAUAGGAUUAGAUAACUUCCCUAGUAUAAAUAAGAAGCUAUAUAAAAAGCUAGAUAACUAUUACAGAGAUAUUGAAAUAGAAGAGAGAGGAUAUAAUGGAGAACAAGAUGAAGGUUCUGAUAGUGACUUAGAAGAUCCUAUGCAAAUGUUAGCUAAAAUGUAAGAACAAUAAAUAUUUUAGGCUGAUCUUAAAGAAGUUGAUAUGCAUGAUAUUUAUACUACCCUUAACAAAGAUCUCCCCCCAUUACCUGAUAUUCCGAAGGUAGAAUAGGAAAACCCACCUCCUUACAAAAAAGACCCUCUUGAUAAAAAAAAAGAUUUAAGAGUCGUCAUAGGUUAACCUGUGCCUAAACCUCCUCCAGAAAAAGCAAAACCUAAGCCAAAGCCUCCUAAAAAGAAAUAACUUAAAAAGGGAGAAAAGCCUCCUAGAAAAAUUAUUUGGGCAGGUAUGCCACCUCCUCCUCCUUCAAGGACAGCUGAUUUGUUAUAAAAGCACUAUGAAAAGCUUGAAUAUGGAGAGCAACUAUUAUCUGAUUUGAAUAAAGGAGUUCUUAGCGAUAUUGAUGUAAUACCUGUUGUAAUCGAUGAAAUUAUUUACCCUCCUGAGUUACCUCCAAAAAUUAGAACUCUAAUUGAAGCAGCAAUCAAUUCACAUAAUUAAUAAAACUAUCUUUUCGCUCUUCAAAACUUUGAUAAAGCCAGAGAAGAAUGGAUUUAAAUUGAAGAAAAAGAUUUACCUGAUUAAAUUAAUAUGUUCUUUGACUACAGCAAAGCUGCAGUUUAUUCUUCUGCAGGUAGAGAUGAUUAUGCUUUACAUUAUUUGAUGAUUUGCAAGUAAUUAGGAGAUCGUCUUCCAUACUCAAAUCCUGACAGAGCUCUUGCAUAUAGUGGAUUAGGAGCUACUUUGUAUAAUUGCGAAGAAUAUGAAUUUGCUUUAAGAUGCUUUUUAAAAUGCAGAGAAGUAAGAGAAAAUUUGUAUGGAAUAGAACACACAGAUACUGCUUGUACAUUUAAUAAUCUUGGAUGUGCAAUGUUCAUGCUAGAGAGAAAUCAUGAAGCUUUAGCUUACUUCAAGUUAGCAGAAGCUGUUUUUGAAGCUGAGUUAGGACCAUUCCAUAAUAGGACAUCCACAGCAGCUAGAAAUAUUAAAAAGUGUGAAAAAGGACAAUUUAUGAAUGUUCCAUAAUAUAGAACUUUAUGGGAGACUUAUGAAAAUGACCCAUAUCCCAAAAAGGGAAAGAAGAAGAAAGGCAAGAAGAAAAAAAAAUGA